This is a messenger RNA of Suillus bovinus, 819 nucleotides long. RefSeq lists its product as uncharacterized. Lineage: Eukaryota; Fungi; Basidiomycota; Agaricomycetes; Boletales; Suillaceae. The record is from RefSeq and is a predicted model, not a curated record. The coding region runs from base 1 to 819 and encodes 272 amino acids. The transcript is spliced from 4 exons.
AUGAUGGGUGAUAGCAUCGAUGCAGCCGCGUCUAUGAAUUACUAUCGUCCGACUAGUGUUACACCUGUGGGGGUAAUCGGCUGGUCACAGGAUUCCGUCAACCCUCAGGUAUACAAUGUCUCCGUUUCGGACAUGGUCUCGAUUAGAAACGCGGUCAACGAGGCACUGACCGAUCAACGAGGCGUCUUUGCCUACAUGCGCGAGCAUUUCCCUGACGAGAUCCGCGUCUUCAAUAGACAAGGCAGAAUCAUUUCCAUCGACAACCGUCGGCUCGUGAUAUGGCGUCUAGUCGUGUCUCCCGACACCCCGAUCCCAGUCAGGGAGAUAACUGAAGUGGAAGCGGGUCAGGAAAUCUUGAGAAAUCCAGAUGCAAACCGCGUAAUGGCAGCCUUGGCCCUGCAUGGCCGUAUGACAACUACGGAUGGAGGUUACUCUAUCUUGAUCAGAGAAACACCAGAAGUCCGUGUCGACCCCAACCGUUUUGAGCGACGAGGCAUGAUGCUGCAAUGGAGCAAAAUGAUGAGGAACAAGGAUGGACUGAGUGGUGGGCUGAGUAAUGGACGAAAUGAGUCGGAAGGGAAGAAGGGGGGGAUAAGGAUAUGGGGACUGUGGAUAGAGUCCAACCGAGAUCAACAUCCAGGGUUGACGGAAGAACAUGUGCUAAAGAAAAGUGGCCCGCUAAACUUGAAGGGGAAUGGGAGUCUUAAAGUGUUUGCUGCUCCUGGAUAUGUAUCGCACUACUCGAAAAGCCAAAGGACUCGUUCAAUUGAGCUGACAGUGCCAUGGGGAGAAGACGAUCUUGCCUACACCGAGGAAUAA